UUUAUCAAACCCUGUUCUCGAUAACACCUUUUCUUGUAAAAAUGAAGAGCUUCACACCUUCAAAGCUUAUCAUUGUUGUCUAUGUUGCUUUGUUCAUGGCAAAAUUUCCAGGAAGCACAUAUUCAGCAUCUGAUCUAAUAGAAAGAACUUGUAAAGCAACACCUUACUAUGAUCUCUGUGUUAAGACUCUAAAAUCAAACCCCAAUAGUUCUGGAGCUGACGUUAAAGGGCUGGCGUCUAUUGCAGCUACCGGAACUCUGAAAGAAGCGAUGGGUACUUUGAAGAAAAUUUAUCAAGUGUUUAGGGAGGCCAAAGAUCCAGUAUGGAAGAAGUCCGUGCAGACUUGCCUUGAAGCAUACUCCAUCAUAACAAAAAUAGAUUUGAACCAAGUCUCUUUAGGUAUAACUGAAGGUAAUUAUCAAAGGGCCAUAGAUUGUGCCUCUGAUCUACCUAAACAAACUGAAAAAUGUCAAAACAGCUUUGAAAAAUCACCAUUUACUGGUGAAAAUCUGGUUGUACAUAUGCUUGCUGAAGUGGUUAUAUCUAUUGUCAAAACAUUUCUGCAAAAUUGAGGUACUCAAUAUUUGCAAUAAGAAGGAAAUUUAAUAGGAAGGAAUUUUUUAAA
This is a messenger RNA of Mangifera indica (mango), 625 nucleotides long. RefSeq names its product cell wall / vacuolar inhibitor of fructosidase 1-like. The coding region runs from base 42 to 572 and encodes 176 amino acids. NCBI's taxonomy places the organism in Eukaryota, Viridiplantae, Streptophyta, Magnoliopsida, Sapindales, Anacardiaceae. The record is from RefSeq and is a predicted model, not a curated record. Gene Ontology annotation, molecular function: enzyme inhibitor activity. The transcript has a single exon.